Messenger RNA from Gorilla gorilla gorilla (western lowland gorilla), 2661 nucleotides. RefSeq names its product nitrilase family member 2 (gene NIT2). Gene Ontology annotation, cellular component: mitochondrion. NCBI's taxonomy places the organism in Eukaryota, Metazoa, Chordata, Mammalia, Primates, Hominidae. The record is from RefSeq and is a predicted model, not a curated record. Gene Ontology annotation, molecular function: omega-amidase activity. The coding region runs from base 72 to 1055 and encodes 327 amino acids. Gene Ontology annotation, biological process: oxaloacetate metabolic process; L-glutamine metabolic process. The transcript is spliced from 10 exons.
AUGCUUUUUCCGGACUGUGUUGUAAUUAACCAUUUCUCGUUGGUCCGUCCUGGUGUUCCAGGCGCACUGGAAUGAACGCAGACCCCUCUCUCCUCCGGACCGGGGCCAGGAGGAGGGGUGGGGCGGGGCCUCUGACGCGGGCCCCGCCCCACCGUAGCAACGCCGCGGUCCUCAGGGUCUCCAGCGCUCAGUCCGCGCCGCAGGUGGUGCUUGUCUGCAGAGUCAUGACGUCUUUCCGCUUGGCCCUCAUCCAGCUUCAGAUUUCUUCCAUCAAAUCAGAUAACGUCACUCGCGCUUGUAGCUUCAUCCGGGAGGCAGCAACGCAAGGAGCCAAAAUAGUUUCUUUGCCGGAAUGCUUUAAUUCUCCAUAUGGAACGAAAUAUUUUCCUGAAUAUGCAGAGAAAAUUCCUGGUGAAUCCACACAGAAGCUUUCUGAAGUAGCAAAGGAAUGCAGCAUAUAUCUCAUUGGAGGCUCUAUCCCUGAAGAGGAUGCUGGGAAAUUAUAUAACACCUGUGCUGUGUUUGGGCCUGAUGGAACUUUACUAGCAAAGUAUAGAAAGAUCCAUCUGUUUGACAUUGAUGUUCCUGGAAAAAUUACAUUUCAAGAAUCUAAAACAUUGAGUCCGGGUGAUAGUUUCUCCACAUUUGAUACUCCUUACUGCAGAGUGGGUCUGGGCAUCUGCUACGACAUGCGGUUUGCAGAGCUUGCACAAAUCUACGCACAGAGAGGCUGCCAGCUGUUGGUAUAUCCAGGAGCUUUUAAUCUGACCACUGGACCAGCCCAUUGGGAGUUACUUCAGCGAAGCCGGGCUGUUGAUAAUCAGGUGUAUGUGGCCACAGCCUCUCCUGCCCGGGAUGACAAAGCCUCCUAUGUUGCCUGGGGACACAGCACCGUGGUGAACCCUUGGGGGGAGGUUCUAGCCAAAGCUGGCACAGAAGAAGCAAUCGUGUAUUCAGACAUAGACCUGAAGAAGCUGGCUGAAAUACGCCAGCAAAUCCCCGUUUUUAGACAGAAGCGAUCAGACCUCUAUGCCGUGGAGAUGAAAAAGCCCUAAAGUUUAUGUUUCUAAUGUGUCACAGAAUAGGACGAUAUGAUUCUACAACAUAAUCAACUCCCUAUUAAAUUCUUUAAUGAAGAUUUUUUUUUAAAUUCGGCCUUGUCCUUCCUAGGUUCUCUAUUGAGAUGAGAAAGCCUCAUUAUGCUGACAUUUUCCACGCCACAUUAAAUAGUUAAAAAGGAUGCAGCCUGGAGCCAGAGAGCAGAAAGCUGGGCUGGUUCUGAAGCUUCUUCCAUACUUAAGUUGCCUCCAAGCAGUUUGUGAAAGUAACAGAUCUUGGUAUCCUGGUGAUUGAUUCACCUAAUAUAAAUAUAUUUGUGUCAUGAACCUCUUAUCCCAUUGCUGGAGUUGGAAUCUCCAUCAUCUAGAAAACGUGGUCUGGUGCUAUUCUUUUCCAAGCAGUACCUUGAAGUUCCAUUUUUGGUUCACGAGUAGCUAUAGAAGGCAAGGUGGUACAUCUUUGGUGUUUGCCAGAGAAGUUGGCAGCCUCACCCCUCCUACCAGCCUUCGCACUCUUCAAAUUUAAAAAGGAGCUACUUAUCAACCCCAGGCUUUUCUGGUCUUAGAGGAAGGACUGGGCCAACAAAGAGCCCCAUGGGAGAAUGGCAGUGGUGGCAUUUAGUGAAGACAAUUUAGUAUGAAUCUCUGCAAAAGAUUUUUUUGAUAGCGUUGAGUGUCUGAAAGUCCCAUUAUUUUUCUUUUUUCUUUUUCCCCAGUAACACUUUCUAGCUCCACGGAUAAGGAAUCACUGAACCUAGUAGUUCUUAGACAGCUUGGUUUGAGAAUCCUUUUGCGGUUAAAAAUUAGGGACUGAGCCAGGCGCAGUAGCAUGCGCCUGUAGUCCUAGCUACAUUGGAGGCUGAGGUAGGAGGAUCCCUUGAGUCCACAAGUUUGAGUUCAGCCAGAGACCCUAUCUCACUAUAUAUAUGUAUCUCAAAGACUUCAAUGGGUUUUUGCUUACAUGGGCCAGUAAUUGUUGAACAACCAGCUAUUUGAGAAAAAGCCCUGAUUUUGCUGCUUUUCAUGGUGUAAAUACUUAACCGUGGCUGAGUUCGAGCUAUCUGCAUGACACCUCUAAACACAGAGUUGGGAAUAGAUGUGCACAAUCAGCUCUGGGGAGCUGGUGCAAUCCUGCCCUAGCACACCACUGGUUUAAGAUAGAUAUAUCAUAUAGAUAUUUACCAUUUACCAUAUUGGAAAGUAAAAUGGAGAAAAAUUUAAAACACAAGAUACAUGAGCACACAUUCCAUUAGCGAUUAAGGUGAUGGACACCGUGUCCAAAUGACAUGGUGUCAUUUAACUUCUGGAAAACAACACUGUGUACUGAGAACAAGAGAAAGACAAAUGACUUUUUUAAAUUAAGUUUUUAAUUUACAAUUGAUGCAUAAUUUUACUUUAAAAAAAUAAGUGUGCAAUUUGGCAAACUUUGACAUAUACAGCUAUAAACCACUCCAAUCAAGAUAACAUAUUUACCACCCCCAACAGUUUCCAUGUGCUGUAUUAUAAUCCCUCUGGCUAGUCCUUUGUCAAUCACUGAUAAAUUUUGUUACUAUAGAUUAGCUUGCAUUUUCUAAAAUUAUAUAAAAAUGAAAUCAUGCCAUUA